AUAUUAAUGACUAUCACGUAAUUAUAGAUCAUAUACAACAAUAUCACAAUUAUAGUAAAAAUGUAUACAAAAAAAAAUACACUCCUUUUGUCACAAAUCCUGGCUACAUACAAUUCCUCAUUCAUACCUCCCACCCCCUCAAAAAUAGGAAAAAAAAAAACAAAUUUUUUUAUUAAAUUUUUUUGUUAAACAGUUUCUAUAUAUAUGGGCUAUGUAGUUUAUCAAAAAUCUUAUAUUUGAGAUAGUGAGUGCACAUAAAAACUAUAUAUAUUGGGUCCACAUCUUAAUAAUAUACAUUACAAUAUUAUUUGAGAUUGAGUUUUGUGAGAAAAAAACUUGAGCAAAGAAAAUAAAAUCAUGUCUUCUUCUUGGAACUCAGUUCCACUUCAUGUCUCAUAUGAAGUUUUGGGUUGGUUUGCUUUUGUUUGUUGGUCUAUUAGUUUCUGGCCUCAAGUUAUCUUGAAUUUUCGAAGGAAAAGUGUGGUGGGGCUGAACUUUGAUUUUGUGUUGUUGAAUCUGACGAAGCAUUCAUCAUAUCUUAUAUAUAAUGCAUCUUUGUACUUUAGUUCUGCAAUUCAACAACAAUAUAGAGACAAAUAUGGUCAAAAACAGAUGAUUCCAGUGGCAGCAAAUGAUGUUGCUUUCUCAGUCCAUGCUGUUCUACUAACAGCCAUUACAUUGUACCAAAUUGCAAUCUAUGAUCGUGGAAGCCAAAAAGUAUCUAAAAUUACAUGUGGAAUCGUCAUUGUUGCAUGGACAGCAGCAGCUGUGUGUUUCUUUAUAGCAUUGCACAAUCAUCAUUGGCUAUGGCUUCUCUCAAUUUUCACUACCAUUCAAGUUUCUAUGACUGUCAUAAAAUAUAUUCCCCAGGCCGUGAUGAACUUUAUGAGAAAAAGUACUGAUGGAUGGAGCAUUGAGAACAUUCUACUUGACUUUUCCGGAGGGGUAGCUAACUAUGCACAAAUGGCUAUGCAAUCCAUUGAUCAAAGUUCUUGGGUGAACUUCUAUGGAAACAUAGGGAAACUAUUGUUAUCCUUGGUGUCUAUAUUCUUUGACAUCCUCUUCAUGAUCCAACAUUAUGUGUUAUAUCCAGAAAGAAAACGCAAACCAGAGACACCUACUGAUGAAGCCAAAUCUUCUGAUCAGCAUUUGGCUGAGAAUGUCUAAUGACCCUUUUUUUAUAGAGUCUCACGAGAGAGUAAAAAUUGUAUAUACUUUUACUGUGAAUACUAUAAUUUUUGUUUUGAUUCUUGAUAUGAUAGCUUUUGCAUAUUAAUGCAAAAACUGCUGAAUAUUGUUGAUCUUAGUAAUGCCUUGAUAACUCUUUAAAAUACUCAAUCAUUAGCCUAAGUUAUUUGAAGUAUUGACUAUGACGAGGGGUAUGAUUAGGACUAAGUUUGGGGUAUAAACUUGAUUACUUGAUUGAUGGAUCAUGGCAGAUUUAUGAUGGGACACCACAUGGUUGGAAAAAAAAAAUAGAAUAAGUUCCUGUGCCAAAUCUGGAGGAACAAUAAUAUAUAUGUGUGAGAGUUCCUGUGCCUAAAACUGGAGGAACAAUGCUGUGUAGGGUGCUCCAUUCGGAGUAACAGGUUGGACUCAUUACAAGUGAGAUCCCGUCAGGUGAAAAGGUGGAGUAGCACCUAAAGCAUAAGUUAAAAUGAAUUUAAGUGGUGUUCCCUGCAUGCUAAAAAUCAAAAAAGCCUGUGAAAAUCAUGAAAAGCUAUAGUUUCCCCCCUUGCUGAAAUCUGAACCCAAACUCUAAGUUAUAAGAGAGAAAAAUGUGGCUUAGUAUUUGAUUGAGUAGUUUUGGAGAAGGAUCCUGGCAUGUCUUUGGUCAUCAGUAGUAGGCAGUACACACACACGCAAAGCUGUUGUUGAUAGUUGACAUGCAAGAGUUAUAUCAAUUUUUGUAAUGCAAUCCAAUGUUUGAACCUUAAGAUCUGAUGUUUUAGUAUCAAUAAAGUGAGUAUCUUUUAAUGGUC
Trifolium pratense (red clover) is the source of this 1982-nucleotide messenger RNA. Its product is annotated as cystinosin homolog. Gene Ontology annotation, biological process: L-cystine transport. Gene Ontology annotation, cellular component: vacuolar membrane. Gene Ontology annotation, molecular function: L-cystine transmembrane transporter activity. The transcript has 8 exons. Lineage: Eukaryota; Viridiplantae; Streptophyta; Magnoliopsida; Fabales; Fabaceae. Bases 358 to 1167 code for a protein of 269 amino acids. The record is from RefSeq and is a predicted model, not a curated record.